CUAGCUUUGUCUUGCUACUACCUAGCACGACUCUCCUCAGAUUCCUCCACACACUCUACUCUCCUCACAACACUAAUAUGAGGAGAAAACAGUGUAGCAGCAGAAGAUGGCGUCUCCCACACCUGCUGUACUCGCCCUUCACUAUACACACACUUGUAUGCUAUAUAACUCAAAUUAAUACACACCAUGUAUACUAUACAACUCACAUUAAUGCACACUAUAAAUUGUUGCCCCUCAAGGGAGGUUCCUUGAUGCUGGUGAGGAGGUUUUGGUACAAGGAAUUGGAUCUUCUCUCCCCAGUUAAUACAAAAUGGAUGGUAGCCAAUACUGCAUAUUGUGGAAUAACUACCAUGGUUCUCUGGUGAACACAUUGAGUGGUUUACGGCGGGAAGGUGAUCUGGUCGAUGUCACAGUUGUUUGUGGUGAUGGCAACAAAAUUCGUGCACAUCAGCUUGUUCUAGCAGCAUGUUCGUCUUAUUUUCGAGAUUUCUUAAGGGACAAUCCUUCUAAACAUCCCAUUGUGUUGUUGCCUAUGGAGAUUCGUUAUCCUGAACUGAAAGCCAUGGUGGACUUCAUGUACUCAGGCCAAGUAUGUGUAAACCAGGAGCGUCUUCAGGCAUUUAUACGUGGUGCUCGAUAUUUACGAAUCAAAGGCCUUGAGGACAAUGCUGAUGAUAGUGAUAUUGAGGAUAUGGCACCAGAAAUGGAAAAUGAAAAGGCAACAGUUGUAGGAGUUCCUACUCCAAGUGGUGUACCAGCAGGUAGUGGAGGAGAUAGUGCUGCUACAACUACUGUCAAGGGGCGACGUGUAAAAGAUCAUCGCUACACACAGCACGUGGAUUUAGGUGACUCUGAUGAGAACCGCGAGAAGUGGGAAGUUGUAGAACGCAAGCCUGUUAUUCUCCCACGGUCGCAACCUCCAUUGCCUCCUG
Cherax quadricarinatus is the source of this 932-nucleotide messenger RNA. NCBI's taxonomy places the organism in Eukaryota, Metazoa, Arthropoda, Malacostraca, Decapoda, Parastacidae. The record is from RefSeq and is a predicted model, not a curated record.